ACACGAGUGGCUUUGCGCUCUGCAAUCUGUUGUUAUAUGUGGUGUGGUCCAGCGCUCUGAGAGUUAUAUUCUCUCGCCUACGAGCCUGCCUACUUGUACACAACAUGACGUCGCCAUCUUGCCGCUGGGUAGCCCACGGCCUAAAGGCCCGCACCUAAUCAGCGCCUUCCUCGACCCGAAAACUACCCAGCAGUCCCAUAUAUGUCGCCGCAUAGAGACGUCUGGCACUGCAAUGCUCCGUUCCGUCACCACGACACAUCUCCCUAGUUCUUCUCUUGUUCCAUCAGGCUGAUACCGUGUCCGUGCGCGACCUGAGCCAGGUCGCGACGUUGGUGUCUUGCACGUGCUCUCCAUCUCCUCUCACAACACCAUAACUGCAAGCAGAGGAAAUGAACCACAGCCGCUACCCGCCCGAGGGCUCCAACUCCCGGGAGCCAAAGGUGGCUAUCCCGAGAAUACCUGGCCAGAAUUAUCAGAUCCCGCCGUCUACACGAACCCCUCGAGCCCGCAGCGAAGUCGUGAGCAAAGCCUGCACUCAGUGUCGCAAACGAAAGAUCAAAUGCUCUGGUGCUCGUCCGCGUUGUGACAAUUGUGACAAGCACCACCAUAGCUGUCAUUAUGAUCUAGAGCGCAAGGACCGCCUCAAAGGAGCGCAGCGUAAAUCGCACGCAUUGACCGAGCUCUUGCUCGAUCUCAGCAGCCAGCUCGACGAGGCGAGCCAGAAAAGGAUUGAGGAAACAUUGGCAUCCUUCGAAGAUGACACGCCUCCUCCUCCACCAACUCCUGCGCUAUCACGUGGUAAGCGGGCAAGGAGAGCUUCAUCAUCUCAUGCCAAUGACGACGCUCGAAGUACCACCUCUGCAGAGGGCGGAGAAGCUCACGUCUCCGCUUCUGUCGGCUCCAACGAAGACCUAGAUUUUGUCCAAGAGGACAUUUUGCGCACCGAAGACGCAGAUAACACGGGCUACAUGGGGCGCAACUCGCAAGUCCAAUGGCUCCGAGCCCUUGAAAGCAAGAUCGAACAUCCCGAACGCGAGUCCUCUGAUUUGCCAUAUGGGCCGCCUGGGGCCGAGGGAGAUGCUUUCAAUCAGCGUGCUAAAGCACUUCGUGGGCGUCAACAGCACGGCGACAACCGGCAAUCUCCCGACAACGACCAGUUCCUCGGCUACUACUUCUAUCUUGACAAAUCCAACAUCGACAUCGAUAUUGGUGACCCACAUGUCAUACCUUCUGCUGAUACGGCCGAUCGUCUUUUCGAGUACUAUAAAGCGGUCGUACAUAGCACAUUCCCAAUCUUAGGUGACAUUUUCGAACAUCAGCUACACGUGUUUUUCACGAGAAAUCAAAAUAGUGCUACAUUGGUCGUAUGUCCAAAGUGGAAAGCUGUUAUGAACCUCGUUUUCGCCAUCGGUGCACGCUACUCACAUCUCAUCGGUGCAGAGUGGCGGGCCGACGACCACGACCAUCUAGUGUAUAUGUGGAGAGCAGUGCAUCUUUUGCAGCUCCAGUCCAUCAAUACCUUAGUCGCCCAACCGGAUCAGACAACGAUACAGGCGUUCGGGCUUCUCUCUCUGUACUAUCUGACGAUUGGACAUGUCAGCAGAGCUUGGUACAUGAUCGGUAUCGCUAUCCGCCAUGCACAAGCUGCGGGUCUGCACCUUAGACACGAAGAUCCUUCCAUGUCUCCUGAGAGGAGGAAGGAUCUAGUCCGGAUUUGGUGGUCGCUCUAUUCGAUUGAAUGUGUCCUUACUUCAAUAACAGGACGUCCUCGCACUGUAAAUGCCAUAGACUGUACAGUACCGCCACCGGGCGCGAAAGGAACUGAAAUGGAGACACCAUUACGUGAAACACCGAUAUCUUCUGCAGUAAGUCGGGUCUCCGAAUCUUCUGCCAGUGGAACCGUACCCAAUGCGAGUGUGGAUCCAUUCGAUGUAGCCUACGUUAGGCUCGACAUUCUUAUGGACAAAAUCCUGUCUGGUCUAUACUCCGCGCAGAAGUCUGCCAAGUCUUGGAAGGCUGCCCAGAAGGGGAUCGCUUCACUAUCUGACGAAUUGGAAGCCUGGGCUUUGCGUUCUCUAUCUCGAGGUCCAGCUGCAGCAGCAGCCGCUACGUCAGGGCACGAUCUGAGUCGAGAGCAGCUGCUACUGUAUCUAUACUACCACAACGCUAAGAUCUGCAUCACUCGGCCCUGUCUAUGUCGGCUGGAUUUGCGCAUAAAGGGGCAGAGCGAAGAGUCGAUUCGGUUCAACCAGAAAACCGCGGAGGCCUGCAUAGGCGCAGCCUUGGAUAUCACCUCCAUAUUGCCAGAUCCCCCAAACCCUGCAUGGUAUUACGAGAACGGUCCGUGGUGGUGUGCUGUCCAUAUGAUCAUGCAAGCCCUUACGGUCCUACUUCUUGAGCUGUCGCUGGACGGUGUCCACUUGACGGUCGAAAAAUCACAUGUCACAUCCUGCGUCGACAAGCUUAUACGAUGGCUAAGUUCGAUGAAAUCUGUCGACGCAAUCAGCGAGAGCGCCUACAAUGCUGUGGCUAGAGUGUUGAACAAGCAGAGCAAACAAGAAGCGGCCCAUCGGCAACUACCUCAGCCACAGCCGACUGAUCAGCAUCAACAACAACACGAUGCACAAGACACGACCCUAGAGAUGCAGCAGCAAUAUCAGUCGUACAGUCAACCUUUUGCAUUGCAACAGUCGGGUGUCAUAUGGCCAACCGCUGAUCCAUCCAAUAGCAACGACUUUUACUCGCAAUCCAACACAGGCAACUUCUACUCCAACGAUGUCUCCGGAAGUGAAUACCUGAACGAUCCUAACGCUGGGUUAAUGGACUUCGGCCAGCCACUGAACUUAUUCUAUGGAAAUCCUUACGAGGCGACUUUCGAUCAAUGGGAAUGGGAUCCGGCGGCGCUUGAGGACCCCGAUCUGGGACAGCAGCGAGGCCCGAGCGGAGAUCAAGGCGGUUAUCAAGGGCACGGGUACGGUGGUAGCUAAUUCGAGUUGUGCGUUGCGUACGUACAGAAGCAUAGUGUAAAAGAGAUGCGGACAUGGGUUGCUUGAUAGCGGUCACUCCAAGCGAUGAAUGGAUAGAUAGCGGCAUUGCUGAUCAAUCAGCACCAGCAGUCUCACUAUACGCCUGUAAAACAUAAAAAAGUAUACAACAUAGUAUGCGAAGGCUUUCUCUACGAGAUUUAGUUUUGCUCCUAAUCCUAAUAGAUAUCAUCCC
This is a messenger RNA of Alternaria alternata, 3219 nucleotides long. RefSeq lists its product as hypothetical. NCBI's taxonomy places the organism in Eukaryota, Fungi, Ascomycota, Dothideomycetes, Pleosporales, Pleosporaceae. Gene Ontology annotation, molecular function: DNA-binding transcription factor activity, RNA polymerase II-specific; DNA binding; zinc ion binding. Gene Ontology annotation, biological process: DNA-templated transcription; regulation of DNA-templated transcription. The record is from RefSeq and is a predicted model, not a curated record. Bases 390 to 2987 code for a protein of 865 amino acids. The transcript is spliced from 7 exons.